Molecule: messenger RNA, 5930 nt
Organism: Priapulus caudatus
Lineage: Eukaryota; Metazoa; Priapulida; Priapulimorpha; Priapulimorphida; Priapulidae
Product: chloride channel protein 2-like
Exons: 25
Coding region: 89-3004 (971 amino acids)
Biological process (GO): chloride transport; transmembrane transport
Cellular component (GO): membrane
Molecular function (GO): voltage-gated chloride channel activity
Source: RefSeq, a predicted model, not a curated record
GCAGUGGUUGGACCGUCGACGGCGUGUAGUGUACAUACCAGCAGAUAUCGUAGUGAUAACUGCUCACGCAACACAAACAACAGUCAACAUGGCAUCCCGUAACAGUGAGAAACGAUUUGGCUAUGAACAGACUGUGAUGUAUGGCCACUAUUCAAAGGACCUCGGAGAAUACGCCAAGAAAGAAGCCGAGCGCAUACGAGUGGAAAAGGAUGAGAAGGUAGAGGAUCCCGUGGGCUUUCACCAGUACGAGACGCAGUGGAUUGUGCGGCUAAAAUCGAACUGGCAGUGGCUCGUACAGAAGCUGUUUGGUAAGAUCGGCGAGGAUUGGGUGUUUCUGGCUGUCCUCGGCAUCCUGAUGGCCUGCAUCAGCUACAUCAUGGACACAUGCAUACACUACUGCCAGGAAGCUCGCAUCUGGCUCUACAGGGAGCUGGAGGGACAUGUUGCCCUGCAGUUCUUCACCUGGAUCACGUUUCCGACUGUGUUCAUUCUCUUCUCAAACGGAUUCACUCACCUAGUCAGCGCACAAGCCAUAGGUUCUGGAAUCCCGGAGAUGAAGACGAUCCUACGCGGUGUCGUGCUCAAGGAAUUCCUGACAUUCAGGACUUUUGUGUCAAAGGUCGUCGGCCUAACGUCAACCUUGGGAAGUGGCCUCCCGGUUGGGAAAGAGGGACCAUUUGUACAUAUCGCGAGCAUUACAGCCACACUGCUCAGCAAGGCGAUCACAGGUUUCAAGGGCAUUUAUGAGAAUGAGUCUCGGAAGAGCGAGAUGCUGGCAGCUGCAUGUGCCGUGGGAGUCGCCUGUAGCUUCGCUGCUCCCAUUGGAGGAGUGUUGUUCAGCAUUGAGGUCACCAGCACGUUCUUUGCUGUGAAGAACUACUGGCGGGGGUUCUUCGCUGCCGUGUGUGGAGCCAUGGUCUUUCGCUUGCUCUCUGUUGUGUUCGAUGAGGAAGAAACCAUCACAGCUCUGUACAAAACAAACUUACCAAUAGAUUUCCCUUUCGAUCCACUGGAGCUCAUAGCUUUCUGUUUCAUCGGGCUGAUGUGUGGCUUCAUCGGAGCUCUGUUCGUCUACGUUCACCGAACCAUCGUCAACUUUAACAGGAGGCAGAAGGCACUGACCCGCUUCCUACAGAAGAACCGCUUCAUCUACCCUGCCGCGAUCACGAUCUUCAUAUCGUCGGUGACGUUUCCGCUGGGGCUGGGCCGCUACAUCGCGGGAGGCAUCACGAUGCAGCAGGCCGUUAACGAGCUGUUCAGCAACAUCACGUGGUGCUGCGGAGAGGUCGACGUCAAGGACGAGGCGCUGCUCAACCACUGGCGCGUGCACAACGUCUUCGUCUCGCUCUCGCUCUACAUCUUCGUCAUGUUCUUCCUGUCGGCGUUGGCGCAGACGAUUCCGGUUGCGUCCGGCGUCUUCAUUCCCGUAUUUGUGUUAGGUGCAGCGUUUGGCCGCUUGGUGGGUGAAACUAUGGCCGUCAUCUUCCCAGCCGGUAUUCGCAUGGGCGCUACAGAUUACCUGAUCGUACCUGGUGGCUACGCUGUCGUAGGUGCGGCAGCAUUGUCAGGAAGCGUCACACACACGAUCUCAACUUCUGUGAUAGUGUUUGAGCUGACCGGCCAGAUAGCCCACAUCCUUCCCGUCAUGCUUGCUGUGCUGAUAUCGAACGCUGUCGCAAACAUGCUUCAGCCGUCGAUCUACGACAGCAUCAUCCGUAUCAAGAAGCUGCCUUAUCUGCCCGAUAUCAUCUCGUCGAAAAAGAGGGGUUCUGAAGUUGGCGCUUGCUUGCUGUCACAACGGCUUUGGGAGGAAGAACAGCUAAACAUGGUGAUUGAUUUCUCUGAAUGUCGCAUCGACCCCGCACCUUUCCAGCUCGUGGAGCGUACAACCUUGUACAAGGUGCACUCCAUCUUCUCCCUGUUAGGCUUGCAAGUCGCUUACGUGACAGCGAUAGGCAGGCUGGUCGGAGUCGUCUCACUGAAGGAGGUGGGUGACUCGAUGAUCCUGCUCGGGUCGGUGCGGCGUGUGGAGCUCGAGUAUGCCUUCAACAAGCACGUCGGUCGUGAGAGGAAGCUGCAGCCGGUCGAGAAGAAGAUGCUCGCUGGAAUCACAGAGAUUCCUUCCUCCUCCCACAUCUCCCGCUUCACGGUUUCACCAGCCAUACUAGACACACGCGCUACAAGCACUGACAACCGCAAGCGGCGCUUCAAGCCGAUCAAGUCAAUCCUGAAGCGCGCCAAGUCGCCGAACACGACGAUCGAACUCAACGAGCUGACGGCGGUGACCUCUAGCAUGCGCUCGGACAACGACGACUCGCCAUACGACACGUUGCGGACGGACCCCGGCCAGGGCACGCUGACCAGCUACCCGGGUAGUCCGCAGAGCACGAUCACCUCUAACUUCUCCGGCCGACACGUGCAGCUGCCAGAAGAAGUAAUACGCAUUGUAGACCUUCCAAUAGAACAGCAACGCUUUGUGGAGGAAGAAACAGGCUUAGAACAAUUGGUGCACUCCAUCUUCUCCCUGUUAGGCUUGCAAGUCGCUUACGUGACAGCGAUAGGCAGGCUGGUCGGAGUCGUCUCACUGAAGGAGCUGCGGUUUGCGAUCGAGGGCACGAGCGAUCCGUCCACGAUGCAGCGAUCUGCCUCCUCGUCGCCGCAGAAGGAGAUCGAGAUCCCGUACGACGGCCACGACGACGACGACGAUGACGACAACGACUACAACGACGACAACGACGACCCUGAACGCGGCGGCGGUGACCUCGGCGACGGCGGCGCGACCGGCGGAGGAGGUAGCGACGCCGAGCGAGAGCCCCGCCUUUCGCCGGACUACGAGGAGCGAGCAGUGAGGCCGCGCUCGGCGACUGCGCCAGCGCCCCCUAGCGGCGACAUCGAGGAGGAGGCGGACGACGCGAGCGAGACGGUCAUCGGGCCGUCGGGACGCCGCUUCCGCGUGAAGUCGCUCACGGCGGACGACCCGCGCUCGCCCGAGAGCUUCUCGUAAUCCGGUGCGCUGCCAGGGGGCGCUACAAUCUUGCUCGAGAUGUUGGGGGUUUUGAAGAGGUCGGCGGCGAAAGUCUAGAGGUCAUUGAGAGGUUGGCCAGGUCGUCGAUGGUCAAGGUCAUCGAGAGGUCAUCGCGUCGAAACGCAUGUUUAUAUAAGUUUGUUGCGGCAGCAGCGGACGCCGGGCAUGCAGCUAGCAUCCUAGCCGCAUCUCGAUUCCUCGCGUGUUUCUGUCGUCGAGGAUUCGUCUGAGAGUCAUCGCCGAGCACGCCACCACAUUCGUUCUGCCUUAACGAGCAUUCGUGGUUUCGUUAGCGGCGUUCGUGUGAGGGCGUCGAAGCAACCCACCUCCCCCCCCCCCCAGUCGCAUGUCGACACGGACGUGAUGUGAUUCGUUGCCUUUCACGGAGGUCAAACACACUGCCUCUGUGUUCUUCUGUGAUUGGUCACCGCCUGUGAUUUCGCCAUGUGUUGCGCGUCUUUUCUGCGAUGUCACAUCCAGUGUUGUGAUGUCAGUUUCUCUGUGAUGUCAUCGGGUGUUGCGCAACUUUUCUGUGAUGUUGUUUGAAGUAGCACACCUCACUCAUUGUCAAGUAAUAACACAAUUGCGUCUAGCUGUAUUUCUCCCUAUAUAUAUAUAUAUAUAUAUAUAUAUAUCCACAUUAUAUAAAGUAGAACUGUGGGUGAAUGUGGUGGGGUUGUUGCUUAAUUGUAAAGGUAGCCAGUAUUCGAGGGUUACACCGCUGUGCAUAAUUUGACUCUGUUUCAUGUAUUUAGUUUUUAUUUCUGUAGACUAAUAUUAUGCAAUGUAAGUCUCCAUCUCAGUAAUCCAUUUAGGAAUAAAUCACGUAGGAAGGAAGUCAUCCUUGUAGGAAUAAAUCACGUAGGAAGGAAGUCAUCUUGUAGGAAUAAAUCACGUAGGAAGGAAGUCAUUCUGUAAGAAUAUAUCACGUAGGAAAGAAGUAAUCCUGUAGGAAUAACCCAACAUAGGAAGGAAGUAAUUGCAUAGGAGUAUAUAAUCCAUGUAUGAAGUAUCGAUGUGUGCAUCUCGGACAAUCACUUUGUUUAUUUGAUUAAUACCAUGUGAUCUGCCUUAUCCCAAUCAUGUGUGUCAUUACCCGUUUAUCAAAGUAUGAAGUCAUGCUCAUAGAGUGCUGUUCUUAUGUCUCGUAAGCGCCGUCUAGCGUGUACCUGUAAUUUUGUCGAGUCUAUCGGCUCCUACUUGACAGCUCGUUUUUUUGUAAACUUUGUUUUCGACAAGUGGCGUUCUAAUGAGAGCUGAAAAGGUACCUCCGUAUCCGUUGUUUGCGGUGAACAGGUCGGUAGUAUCAUUACACACCAUAUAUAUAUAUAUAUUUAUAUAUAUAUAUAUUUAUUUAUAUAUAUAUUCAUCAAGAUUGUACAUUUGCUCUUGCCCUAUUCUAGUGGUCUGUGUGAAAUCAUCGUUGCUAAUGUGAGAGCUGGUGGGUUUUCGGCGGAUUUUGUCAUUAUUUCGUGAUAUUGCGACAACAACGAACGUAAGCUGCAUCACCUUGCAUGUCGUCCAGCUACAGGCUAAUGUUGCCCGUCGAAAUCUCUUUCUUUAUGAGUGGCGUUUGUGGUAUGUGCGUGCGUGCGUGCGUCUACCCGUACAUGGUUGCGGGAGCGUGUGUGUGUGCGAGCAUGGGCGUGCGUGUGCGCGCGCUUGUGCAUGCGUGCAUGCGUGCGUGUACGUGUGAUCUUCGUUGUUAUACUCUAGCCGUGGUUUCUGCCGUGUUAGUUUUUCCACUGUUCGGUAAGUUUUUACAGCAGAAAUGCGAAUGGUCCAGCGUUCGCAGCUGCGUCAGGGUUGGGAUACUACCGUCUCGCUUGGCGUAGCUAGUUCUCCAGGCAACUCGGUCCGCACGAGACCUGAUAGUUUAUAGGCUGAUGAAACUAACAUCCCGUGAAAUUCAUGUGUUCGUGGCUUCCAUUUCGACACGUUUCGUCUUCCACGUCCGUGUAUUUGCGGCGGUCCUGUAGCUUGUAUACCAUAGGUUAUACGAGAAGAGUGUAAUGCGAUGGAGUAUUGUUAUGCCAUGCAUAGUAAUGCUAUAGAAUGAAGUAAAUGUACAAUGACUUAACAGCUAGCGAUGCAUAUAUAUAUAUAUAUAUAAAUAUAUAAAUAUGUUGGUGUUUGUUGUUCUAACGUUGUAUGUAAACGACUGCCACAGUGACCUUAUACAAGGGCCUCUCAAGAGAAACGCUAAAAGUUUCCUUUAUUGGCGAGUGUCGGUUAACACAGAUUGACUGCCUCGCCUACGUGCCGGUACGUAUACGUAUGGUGGCGAUUCAUUAAGCAGUUUUACACGCGGCGUAGUGCAGUGCAGAACAGUUCCGUGUGAUUAUAUAAUUACAUUUGCUCGUCAUCAUCGAAUUUCAUACGUUGAACAAGCUUGUUCGAAGAGUCAUCGAUGUGUUUUGUAUAUAAGAGUUAUGAGAGAGAACACGAGAGCGCGAUGUGAAAUUUUGCUACUUUUUUACGGUAAUGAUGUGUAAUCAUUUAAACGAGAAUUAAUUACUAGAAACUUGCAGGGAGUAGUGGAACCGAGAGCCAAACGUCACCUACCGUGCACGUGCAGUUGUACAGGAUUUGAUAUUUAAUUAUAAUAUUGUCGAUAGAUAUGCAUAGCGCGAUAAAGGAUGAAGAUUUGCAGGAUGAAUGGGUUUUUUAGAACAGAUAUCUUUGAAUUGAUUGCGAAAGCUUUAUAAAAUUGUUAUCAAUAUAAUGUUAUACUUUUUUCAAGUAAUCUGUAUUUUGUUUACUUGUAUUGUUUUAUCGCGCGUGUGAUGUCCAGCCCUAGUGUUUACGUUUUGUAUCGAUGCUGACUCUAUGUGUGCAAUGUGACGCAUGCGCGAGCGGACAUCCGAAAAUAAGAAAUAAAGGAGCAGCGGGAAUGGAUUGGACA